AUGGAAGAGGAGUUACACACGACAGAGGUAUUGACAGGGAAAGGAAAAGAAGGCAACGAGGGGGGAGAGAGUCAGGGAGUGAAGGGACCGAGGGAUAACAAGGAGAAGAAGGAGAGUGCGAGACAGACGACGUCGGCAAAUACAACGCCAAAGGCUAGAGGGAGACCGACGAAGGCAGUGGCCCAGAUAAAAGAGAGAGAGAGAGCAAUAAGCGAAGGAAGACUGCGGGAGUACCUGGAGAAGAAGAGAAAGGGACAAGAGGUGGAGUGCAGCGAGGAGGUAAAGGAGGAGAGGAAGCACAUGCUGAAGAGAAGUCAGAAGACCAGAAGGGCACCAACAAAAGAGGAGUUGAAAGAAGAGGAUAAAGAGAAAAACAGGACGGAAGGAGGAGAGGAAAAAGGCAUAGACACAGGAGACGAGGAAAAGAAAGAAGAGGAUAGGAUGGAGGAGAAGAGCGACAGGGAAGUACUACUGAGGAUUUGCGAGGAAUUAAGAGAGAUGAAGACAGAGGCGGCAAAAAACAGAGUAGAGGAGAAGAAAGAAAGAGAAGAGGAGAUGGAGACGUUGAAAAAAGAGAUAAAACGAAUAGAAGACAAAAGAGAACAAGAAGUGAAGGAGAUAAAAGAAAAGAUGGAGACAGUUAAGACGGUGUUCAAGGAGACAGUACAAAUGCUGGAGGAGAAAAUAAAAAACCUGGAAAGAGAGGUAGGGGACAGAAGAGUGGAGGAGGCAGUAGGAGAAGGGAAAAAGGAGGAAGUGACGAGCUGGAUGAGAACAUUGGAAAAGAAGAUAGAAGAAAGAAGAGAGGUGAACAAAGUGGUGGAAGAGAAAAGGUUAAGUGACAUUGAGGACAAAUUAGAGGCGAGAGAGAGGCUAGAUAGGAGAAAUAAUAUUAUAAUAAAGGGAUUAGAAUUAGAAAGGGGAGGAGAAGCCAGAGGUAAGGUGAAAGAGUUUCUCAGAAUGCAGUUCGGAGUAAAGGAGGAAGCGAUAGAAGGGGUAAAGGUGGUAGGAAGGGAAACGAGAAUGAUAUGGGUGAGAAUAAGGAGCAGAGAGGAGAAGGAAGAAAUAAUGAGUAAGAAGAGUAGGCUAGGAAAGGAGAUUUAUAUAGAGAACGAUCUGACAUGGAAGGAGAGGGUGUUGCAGAGGAAAAUAGGAGGAAUAGCAAGGGGGGGAAAGAGCAAAAGGGAAAAGAGUGAAAGUGGUAUACAGGGGAAUGAUAGUAGACGGGAAGAGAUACGAAUGGAGUGA
Vollenhovia emeryi is the source of this 1248-nucleotide messenger RNA. Its product is annotated as trichohyalin-like. The record is from RefSeq and is a predicted model, not a curated record. Lineage: Eukaryota; Metazoa; Arthropoda; Insecta; Hymenoptera; Formicidae. Bases 1 to 1248 code for a protein of 415 amino acids. The transcript has a single exon.